CCCCUCCCCAGUCCCCCCUCCCUCUCUCUAGUUCAGUCGCGCUGAGCGCCAGCGAGAGGCCGUCCCCGAGCGCGCUCCGCUCCACACUGCGGUCGCGAGGCUGUGGGUCCGAACGGCGCGCGACGGAGCGGCGGAGGCAGAGCGCAGCCUCUCUCAGCCGGCGCGAGGAGUCAGUACCUCCCGGCGGCUCUCUGACACGCGGCGCUCGGAGUGCCGGCGAACCACACAGCCGGCGGAGAAAAAACAAACAAACUUCUUUUCCAACUGAGACGAGGAGUGCGUCUUCGUUUUAUCCUCGGCUCCGGGAGCGCACGAUGCGCUCUCGUCUCUGUUUCCUUCGGUCGCGGCUGUCGGGCUGACGUGUUGUCCAGUUUCGAGGUGUCUUGGGAGUUUAGCCCCAGCGCUGAGAAGUUCGCCUGGAGCGGAAUCCGCCGGACGCGGGGGGCCGGGGGCGACAUGAUGGCUCAGCCCGGACAGCAGACAGAGCUCUCUGCUCCUCAUCAUGCUCAAUGAGACAGUGGGCUCCUCACAUAUGGUGCCAACCCUGGAAUAGUGCCUGCUCUGACAGGCUGGACAGACUGCGCACCAAGGCAGAGGUCUAAGCAGACCCACCCCACACCAUCCCUGACCACCCUUCCUCUUUCUCCCUCUUUCCCUUCUCUUAAAGCCCAGUCCCACCCCCCACCCCCUCAAGCCUGGGGAUUCUCCCAGCCCGUUCCGCAAGACGCCCAGUGGUGGGGUCAUGGCUGUCCAGCCUGAUGGCUUGUGGAGUUUUCUGCUGACCUCAUCCUACCACCCCAGGUGGUCCCAAACCGUAGACACAGCCAGGACCAGGAAUCGGAUUGGGAAUGCUGGAGGGAAUGGGGGAGCAGGUUUGGACGCUAUGGGAUGCAGCAGAGGACGUUCCUGGAGCUGGGGCAAAUGGCUGUGGCUCCCCCUCCUGGUCGCAUCCUGCUUGCUCUCCCAAGGCAGGGCGGCCACUUACAAGAUUGCUGUGGUGGGGCCCUGGACUUGUGACCCUCUGUUCGCCACGGCGCUGCCGGACGUGGCCGCCCGGCUGGCCAUCGGCCGAAUCAACAAGGACCCCUUCCUGAACAAAGGCUACUGGUACGACUACGUCUUGGUGAACGAGGACUGCCAGACCUCGCGGGCCCUGUCCACCUUCAUCGGCAGCGAGAGCUACGGCGCCGCCUUCGUCGGGCCCGCCAACCCGGGCUACUGCACGGCGGCCGCCCUCCUGGGCAAGAACUGGAACAAGCCGGUGGCGUCCUGGGCCUGCCUGAACCCCGACCUGCACGAUGGGGGCUACCCCACCUUCCUGCGCCCCCUGCCGCUCUCCUCGCAGGUGCUCUUCGCCGUGCUGCGCUACUUCCGCUGGGCGCACGCCGCCAUCGUGACCACCGACAGCGACCUGUGGGUGGAGACGGGCCACGAGCUCGCGACCUCGCUGCGCCACCUCGGACUGCCUGUCAGCGUGGUGGUCACCAUGGAGACGGAGGGCAACGGCCCGAGCGAGGCCCUGCAGCGCAUCAAACGGGCUGACAAAGUGUCACCUCUCUUUGGCACCAUCUACAACUCCCUGCUCUUCGUGGCGAACGCAGUGGAGCGUGGGCGGCGGAGCGGGCGCUGGGUGUCCGGCACGUCGGUGGCACAGCACGCGCGGGGCUUCGAGUUCGACGGCUUCUGCCAGCGGCUGUGGGUGGGCGAGGAGGGGGCGGGGCUGCAGGCCCGGUUCGUGGUUCUGGACAGCGACGGCUCGGGCAGCACACUGCGCCCCACGCACACGCUCACACCCAGCACUCACGGCGGGUCCCUUGUGCCCACCGGCCGCAGCAUGCACUUCCCUGGGGGCUCCACGCCAGGCACCGACUCCGGCUGCUGGUUCGACUCCAACACCAUCUGCUCCGGGGGAGUGGAUCCAGUCUUUGUUCUGCUGAUCUUUGUGCUGAUCACAGGCCUGGCUGUUGGAGGGGUGGCCUUGGCUUACUUCCUCAGGAGGAGGAUCCAGCAGUCCCAGCUGAUGAAGGGUCCGAACAAGAUCCUGCUGACCCUGGACGACCUGGUGUUCAUCAACGCCCAGCUCAGCAAGAAGAAGAUGAACGAGGACAGCGUGACAGGAAGGAGUCUGUCGGACGUGAAGAGCAACAGGACACCCCGUCACUCAGUAUCCGGGCGCAGCCUGACGGCCGCCACACCAGAGAGCUCCAACGUGGCCAUCUACGAGGGCGACUGGGUCUGGCUGAAGAAGUUUCCUGUAGGAGGAAAAAACAUGGAGAUCAAGCCCACGACCAAGACUGUCUUCUGCAAGGUGAGCGGGCAGUGCAGGGAAGGGGGUGACUGUGAGCAACUCACCACCCCACCCCCCCACCUCUUGAUGCAGGCGAUGAAAUACCUGCACCACCGCGACGUCGUCCACGGUCGCCUGAAGUCGCGGAACUGCGUGGUGGACGGCCGCUUCGUCCUGAAGGUCACCGACUACAGCUACAACGAGAUCCUGGACACGCAGAAGAUGCCACACAUGGAGGGCAGGCCGGAGGGUGAGCGGGGUCCCACGUCUUCCCCCCCUGACCAGCUCCCCAGCUAUAUACAGGCUGCCCUCUCCCUCACCUCUCCUCUCUCACUCACUGUAUCCAUCAUCUCCUCCUCUCCCAUUGUGGAGACCAUCGGCGACGCCUACAUGGUGGCGUCAGGUGUGCCCAACCGCAACGGGAACCGCCACGCGGCCGAGAUCUCCAACAUGUCCCUGGACAUCCUGCACUGCAUUGGGGCCUUCCGGAUGAGACACAUGCCGGACGUCAAGGUCAAGAUCCGGAUAGGCCUGCACUCCGGUGAGCACGCGCGCUCCUGCUCCAGACAGGGGGCGCUCCUGAGUGGCCUGGGCACCCACUCCACUCACCCUGACACAGAAUCACCGAGCUGUGAAGCGGCCUCCACUGUAUGUGCCCAGGGCAGGUUUCUGCACCUGUGUGCCUGCAGCCUCGGACACAGCUGUGUUCUCUCUUCCUCAGCUUACAGAAUCCAUGUGAACCAGAGCACCGUCAGCAUCCUGCAGAGUCUGGAGAUGGGGUACAGGCUGGAGGUCAGGGGCAAGACCGAACUCAAGGUACCGGGCACUGCGGUCAAUCAAUACCGAUCGGUAUCCUGAUCGCAGCCUCAGCCA
Lepisosteus oculatus (spotted gar) is the source of this 3160-nucleotide messenger RNA. The record is from RefSeq and is a predicted model, not a curated record. NCBI's taxonomy places the organism in Eukaryota, Metazoa, Chordata, Actinopteri, Semionotiformes, Lepisosteidae.